GAGGUGCCUUGGAUGAGCAGGCACCCAAAAACUGGCGACUAGUAAGUUCUCAGCUUAUUAAAGUCCAGUGGGCCAGAAAACAGGAAAUGAAAAACAUACAUCUUACUAGAGAGCCGCCGAGGUUUUGGAUUUUCCACCUGAAAGUGAUCAGUGCCGGCGCCGUCUAACAUGGCAGCCCUCUUUAACCUGAAGGCCGGCAGAUUGGGUCGUUCACUAUUUUCCAAAACUAAAAGAUUUGUUCUUGGAGAUGUAAAACCCCCACAUUGUACUCUUCAAUGUCUGAUACUCUGCAGACACUUGGCCUCAGAAAUCUCAGAAACCCAAUCCAAUUUCACAGUCAGUUACCUCAUAAACUCAUGUGGGUUGUCUCCGAAGGGUGCAAUUUCAACAUCUAAGCGGGUCAAGUUGCGAUCCCUGGAAAGAGCAGACUCCGUCUUGGCCCUUCUCAGAGACCGUGGAUUCUCUGCAACCCAGAUCUCCAAGCUUGUGAGGUCGUGCCCACAGCUUCUCGUAACCAAACCGGAGAAAACCCUUUUGCCAAAGCUUGAGUUUUUCACUUCUCUUGGAGCUUCAAAAGAUGACCUCGCAAAAUUUCUCGCUUUCUCUCCUGCUGUUUUGGGUAUGAGCUUGCAGGAACGGAUAAAACCCACUUGCCAUUUCCUUAGGAAACAGCUUUCUGAGAAGAAGCUCGUUGUUUUUUUGAAGAGAGGCGGCCCGCGGAUUUUCUUGGAAGGCCAUUCGAAGAAUGUGGCGCCAAAUAUUGAGAUUUUGAGAGAAUCAGCAAUAAAAGCAUUGUGCAGUAGUAACAGUAAAUCCAUAUGGAAUCGUAAUUCUGAAGUUUAUAAAAGGUGGGGUUGGUCGGAGAAUGAUGUUCUCUCUGCUUUCAAGCGGUUCCCACAAUGUAUGACUAUGUCGGAGAAGAAAGUAAUGCAGGUAAUGGAAUUUCUAGUGAACAAAAUGGAAUGGCCGGCAGGAGUGAUUAACAAAUACCCAAUCAUAGUGGCUUUCGGUUUGGAGAAGCGAAUAAUCCCAAGGUGUUUGGUUGUUAAAGUUUUGAUGGUGAAAGGAUUUAUAAAGGAAAUUGAAAAUGUGAGUUUGUGUUCUGUAAUGUGCCCUGCAGAGAAAUGCUUCUUGGCGAAGUUUGUGGCCAGAUAUAUAGAUGAAGUACCUGCAUUAUUGAGUGUGUAUCAAGGCAAAGUUGAAGUCCAGGAUGCAUGACAUUGGUUGGUCAGGAGAGGUGAGAUUGUAAUAAUUUUAGCCUCUCAAUUGGUAGAAGCUAACAUAUCGCUUUUGCCUUCCUUAUACCUAAUAUGCUGUUGAUAUUCUAUGGAAGUAAAUUCAGUUGUCAGUCAUGGCCAAAGAGAAAUAACAUUUGUUCAUCUUCAACUCCUCUGACUAAUCACAUUAGUUUUAUAUACAUUCUUAUCUGAAAACCAGCUUCAGGUUGACCUGCACUCCGAGGUGCAUUGUUGGUUCUUAAAUUUGGAUUGUCUUCAUGAUUUCUUUUGUUAGAAAACAUAAAUUUACAUGCUUCUUAUGGGUUCGUUUUACUAUAUAGUUUAGUUUACUCUGUUACUAACUACCCUCUAGAAGCUAGCCUUUUUUUUAGUGGUCAUGGCCUAGAUCAGUAUCAUUGUGUCAUUUUGAUUCACUUGUGCUUGUUUCUUAGCAUUUGCCUUUUAUCAAAAAAUAAAUUGCAGUGGGUUGUGAGUGUUAAUUGGGUUCUUCCGGGACACAAAAUGCCAGCUUUGGUGGGAUUUGUUAUCAUGAGUCAUUUGGCUUGUAUUCUUAGUUAUGUGAAGGAGAAUGUGAUUCCGGAAUCGUUGUAUUCUUAGCAUUUUAUUCAUGCUGUGAAGUUAUGUCUUCUUUACAGCGAGUACCCAUCCCAGUGCACCCGAAUUGUUUGGUGAUGGAAUGAAAGUGGGAUUUUGUUGCAAGUAAUUAAAUGGCUAUUUAGGUUGAGAUAUGGUUGCUAGCCAUCCUAGGUAUAAAUGUUGCUCAUUUAUGGCCUAGUUUCCUAUGCCAGACAGAUGAGGUGAUUUAGAGCUUCUCUCUCCCUUUCUAGAGUGAUGGUGAGAAGCGAGAGUGUCAUAAGGGAGAUCGGGUGGAGAGAGUAUUUGGUAAGUUUCGAUCUGGUUAUAGGAAAGGCAGCCUACUCUUCUUACUGUUUAUAUAGGUCUUACAUAGUGCUUGAUCUUAUUUUUCGUUCUAUUGCUUGGUACCCUAUGCCUGCCUUGUUUGCAAUCAAUAAAUUGGUACUAACGGUUAUAAUCUCUUCCACAGAUUCACUGGUGCAAUUCUUCAAAGGUAAUCAAAAACCCAAAACAGUCACAAAACAGCUCAAAUUGCCCAGAUGAAACUUUCUUCUUCUUUUAUAUCUUUAAUUUAUAUUAGUCACGGUAAUUGUGUUUGUUUUCGUAGAAACUGAGUGGAAAAAUGAAAAGAAAAACAAUCACUGUUUCCCCUUUUGUUUCAUAUCAGCUGUUGCCUUAUUGAGAAAAUGUGACACUCCUCCCAAGCAAGUAUGUAAUAAAUCCAUGUUUAAGCUACGAGUCUGAUUCAAGAAUAUGUUGUCGAUUUCUACAGAAGAUUCUCAUAUUCGUCAACUAUUCCAUUGAAAUGCUUGUGCAUCACUUCCAUUGUCUGCUUAUAAAUAUUUACUCAGCAGUUUUUACUUGUGUUUAUUAGUUUGAAGAAGAAUUGUUGGUGUCUGGAAAUCUUGCUUGCGUACGUUGUUCCGUGGUUUAAAAUAUGUGAGCCACUGUCGACAUGGAUUGGUGAACGCAUAUAACGGCUGACAUGUCUUGAUGCAAAUCUUUUUGUCCGUAAGUUCGGCAGGCGAGGAACUCUUCACCUUGGAUUUCCAUCGGAGGUCCAUCUGUUCUUACUGAGUACUUGUAGCUUGUACAUUUAAGUUUUACAUCGGGAGAGUGUUACUGGACGGGCGGUCUAUUUUAAGCCUGUUUCAUUGUAAUUUCUUUGUCUUGCGCUGGAUGGGUUGUUUUUACCUUGUGCUGGCUUUAGUUUUUCUCCCACGUGCACAUGAGUCGUGUGCAUGGCUGCGCCUGACCCAGACAUUAACGAGGGCGAUGAUACUGCAACUUAAUAUCAAUGCCAUGGUAGCGACGUUAGUGCUCAAUAGAAAUUUCUGUGAUAUGUGUCGAUAUUUUAUAUCAAUACGUCAAUAUAAUGUUGUUAAGAUGGCAUUAAUGUUUGAUUAUUA
Molecule: messenger RNA, 3223 nt
Organism: Pyrus x bretschneideri (Chinese white pear)
Lineage: Eukaryota; Viridiplantae; Streptophyta; Magnoliopsida; Rosales; Rosaceae
Product: transcription termination factor MTERF15, mitochondrial-like
Exons: 2
Coding region: 169-1218 (349 amino acids)
Biological process (GO): regulation of DNA-templated transcription; chloroplast organization
Cellular component (GO): chloroplast
Molecular function (GO): double-stranded DNA binding
Source: RefSeq, a predicted model, not a curated record